AUGGUAUUUGCGGGCAUGGAAUUUGACCAGGAGAGCGGGCCACCCACGGCCCACUUGCAGCCAUCCCUUCACGCCGGGAGACUACCUGAAGUUAGUCCUCUCGAUACUAGUCCUGUCUUUCAGCGCCUUUGCGAGGCAUGUCGCCGUGGAGAUUUGCGCGAGUGUCACGAAGCCAUCAGCUCCGGUGCCAAUAUUAACGGUCGCGAUGCCUUCGACUACACUCCAUUGGUUUGCGCUAGUCUCUGCGGCCACUAUGAAGUGGUCCAACUGCUGCUAGAAUCAGGCGCUGUUUGCGAGCGCGCAACAUUUGAGGGAGAACGGUGCUUGCACAAUGCUUUGAACGACCGGAUUCGAACCCUCCUCUUACAAUACGACUAUGCCAAGAGCAGUGACCAACUUCUGCCUUUUGCUUCUCAUAUAGCUACCUUGUUAAGCUGUCAAUCAUCUAAGCUUUCUGACAUUCGCCUGCUCACCGACUCUGAUGAAUGGAAACUACACAAAUUUAUCCUUGCUACACGCUCUUCCUACUUUUCCCGCAAGCUAACCAUAGCUCCAGCAACCUGCGAGUGGAAACCUAUACGAUCUUUACCAUCUGAAGCCUUUCGCAUUGUGCUGCGCUAUAUUUACUUGAGUGACAUUCGUGCGGAACUUGGAGCUAUAGAUGUAGGAAUCGACAGAGGUGAAGCUGUGUUGAAAGCCAUCGAAAAAAUUAGUAGGCAAUUGGAAAUUCCAUCGCUGUGGGAAGGAAUCUUGGCAAGUAAUGACCGGCGUCUUGCCCGUCAGAUAUAUCAAGAGCAAGUUGCGUUAGGGAGAGAGCAGUUUGAGACAUGGUAUAGGGGAAAUGUGUUGGAGUAUCAAUUUAGUGUGCACCUUGGCAUGACUGAGGAUAUCAAAUGGACUAGAGAUAAUUGUGUAUUUGCAGACGUCUUACUUCAAGCUGAUGAGACUGAAAUACAAACAUAUCAAAAGAGGCCACACCAUAAUGAGUAUGCACCAGAUGUCAAUCAUAGAAGUACCAACGGCCUUAAUAACUUGAAUCAAUCGGCCCUAUCAGGAGUUAAGAACCAGCCAAGAUCUAUCCUCUUUCCCACGCACCGCGCAAUCCUUUCAAGGUCUGAAUAUUUCAGCGUGAUGUUUGCCUCAUCGUUUAGCGAGGCACGAGAGUCAGGAAAGCUUCCAGUCAUCAAAGUCGACACAUCCCCAGAGACUCUCAGACUCAUACUAGACUACUUAUAUACCGAAAAAGUAGAUAUACCUAUUGAAAUAGCCUUAGAUUUACUGUUUGCUGCUGAUAUGCUCUUUAUCGAAGGCUUGAAGAACAAAGCAGCACUAGUCAUCAGCACCGUGGGUAUGGCCAAAAAUUUAAAUCCUAGCCGGAUGAAUAAGUCAACCAUGAGCUCAGAAAUUGAAGUGAUCAAUAUUUACGAUGUAAUUCAUGCUGCAUGGUUGCUCAAUGUUCAACGUCUCGAAGCCUUCUCCGCAAGGUACUUUGCGUAUAAUCUCGAAGAUUACAUAGAUGAGCAAGAGUUUGAAUCUCUGAUUAAGGAAAGCGCUUUUCGUAUUGAAAAUCGCCAGGAGACAGAUAGUAUUGAGUUGCUUGACGAUAUUCGGUAUUAUCUUUCGGAAAGAUUUCGUCUACGAUUUGAAGAGCUGGGACUAGACGAGAUUAUGAAUGAGAGUUGGACGGAAGCUGCUCUACCCAAUGCAGGCGUAGAAGAGGGAGAAGCUAAUUGUGAAAAUCUCCCAGCAGAGCGAGAUGAUUCAGGUAAUUCUACAUCUAUUGCACCACAGGACUCUUUGAGAGACGCCAAAUUUAGAAUGACAUAUGGAGAUAAGGCCGACGAUGGAUUCAGUACCGAUGCCACAAGUUAUCAGGUUCUGAUUGGAAAGAUUGAGGCGCUUCUGGAUCGAUUAAAAUUAGGUGCAUAG
Molecule: messenger RNA, 1929 nt
Organism: Blumeria graminis f. sp. triticale
Lineage: Eukaryota; Fungi; Ascomycota; Leotiomycetes; Helotiales; Erysiphaceae
Source: the annotation of a GenBank genome assembly